AUGCGGUUGGCUUUUAUCCUCACUGGGUGGUGACCGGAUCUCUUGAUAAAAAGCCAACUGCAUUAAAGCGUUAAAGUGCCAUUAUUUGAACUUUGAGGAGUUCCACAGGGCUAAGUAAUCAAAGACCAUAAGCCUUUACAUAUAGAAAUGUCAGUUGAGAGAGAGAGAGAGAGAGAGAGUGUGUGUGUGUGUUUCAAUUGAGAAUGGAACCCAAGAAUCUUGCCAUUGUUCUUGGUAUUGUGUUUAUUGGGCAUUUGUCUUUAAUUGUUGCUGAAGAUCCUUACAGGUUUUUUACUUGGAAUAUAGCUUAUGGUGAUAUCUCACCUCUUGGAGUGCAGAAACAGGGGAUUCUGAUAAAUGGGCAAUUCCCGGGGCCGGAGAUAGAUUGUGUGACCAAUGAUAAUCUGGUCAUAAAUGUCUUCAAUGGCUUGCCUGAGCCUUUUCUCAUCUCCUGGAACGGACUACUACAACGAAGAAACUCAUGGCAAGAUGGAGUUCAUGGCACAAAUUGUCCAAUACCUCCGGGAGGCAAUUUUACUUAUGUUCUGCAAGUGAAAGAUCAGAUUGGGAGCUACUUCUACUUCCCCUCUCUAGCCUUCCACAAGUCUGCUGGAGGGUUCGGAGGCAUCAAGAUCCUCAGCCGUUCUGUCAUUCCCGUUCCGUUUCCUCCUCCAGCGGGUGAUUUCACUAUCUUGGCUGGGGACUGGUUCAAUGCUAAUCACAUUGAUCUCCAGGCCAUACUAGACAGCGGAGGGAAUCUUCCAUCUCCCGAUGGACUUCUCAUCAAUGGCCAGGGACCAAAUCGAAACACGUUUACAGUUGAACAAGGUAAAACAUAUAGAUUUCGGAUAUCAAAUGUUGGUCUUGCAACAUCUAUAAACGUAAGAUUUCAGGGACAUGCGAUGACAUUGGUUGAGGUUGAAGGCUCACACACGGUACAAAACACCUACUCGUCCCUCGACAUUCAUUUGGGCCAAUCUUGUUCAGUUCUCAUUACAGCUGAUCAAGCACCACUCGAUUACUACAUUGUUGUCUCUACUCGAUUUAGCAGUAGUCCUGCUCUAACCACAAGUGCCAUUCUCCACUACUCGAAUUCUGCUGGAAGUCCAAUGGAACCACCGCCAGAGGGUCCAUCAGAGGAGAUUGAGUGGUCUCUUAACCAGGCCAAGUCAUUGCGGUGGAAUCUAAGUGCAAGUGGAUCGAGACCGAACCCACAAGGCUCAUACCACUAUGGAAUGAUCAACACAACACGAACCAUUGUGCUGGCAAACUCUGCACCCAUCAUCAACAACAAGCAGAGAUUUGCUGUCAAUGGUGUGUCCUUCAUAGGAUCUGAGACGCCGCUCAAGCUCGCAGACUACUUCAACAUCCCUGAAGUUUUCAAUCUGGGAAAUAUCCCUGACAUGCCAAACUCUGGCAAUAGUGGUGGCUAUUCUCUUCAACCCUCAGUAAUGCCAGCUAAUUUCAGAGACUAUGUUGAGAUUGUCUUUGAGAAUGAUGAAGAUUUUGUGCAGUCCUGGCAUGUUGAUGGAUAUUCAUUCUUUGUCGUCGGCAUGGAGGUAGGGCAAUGGACACCAGAAAGCAGGCAAGGGUACAAUCUGAGAGACACAAUCGCCCGUUGUACUGUUCAGGUAUACCCGAAAUCUUGGUCUGCGAUAUAUGUAACACUGGAUAAUGUGGGCAUGUGGAACAUAAGAUCGGAGAACUGGGCAAGGCAGUAUCUUGGACAGCAACUUUAUCUUCGAGUUUAUUCGCCAGCGAACUCGUGGAGGGAUGAGUAUCCAAUACCAAGCAAUGCUAUCCUUUGUGGCAGGGCAGUAGGACACUGAGCUUGGACAUUUUGUGAUACUACACUUGUGGAAGUUUAUGGUGUAACUAGUUAAUUUAUCAGUUGAGCGUUGAUAUUUUUGUUUUCAGAAUGCAUAUUGAUUGAAUUUGAUGAAGAGGAACAUACUGUGAAGUUUUAUGUUGCA
This is a messenger RNA of Asparagus officinalis (garden asparagus), 1973 nucleotides long. RefSeq names its product L-ascorbate oxidase homolog. The transcript has 8 exons. Gene Ontology annotation, molecular function: oxidoreductase activity; copper ion binding. NCBI's taxonomy places the organism in Eukaryota, Viridiplantae, Streptophyta, Magnoliopsida, Asparagales, Asparagaceae. The coding region runs from base 204 to 1829 and encodes 541 amino acids. The record is from RefSeq and is a predicted model, not a curated record.